AUGAGCAGCCCGACAUGCUUCCAGGCCAUCUACAAGCAUGUAGACGAACAGCAGAUUGAUGUAGACGUUUAUCUGCCUUCAUCGCAUAAUGUCAAAAGUCCAGUUUUGAUCAAUAUCCAUGGUGGCGCGUUCAUGCUCGGCUCGUCAAAGAUGGUAAAUAAGGACCAAGUACAAGAUUGCCUGAGCCGAGGAUGGAUUGUCUUAGCCCCCAACCAUCGCCUGUGUCCACAGGUCGAUAUGUUAAAUGGACCUAUCCAGGACUGUCGUGACCUCUUGGCUUGGGUGUAUGAUGGUGGACUGGAAAGGGAAAUCAACGAGACUGGCCAGUCAAGUGUCAUCCCAGACGUCGAUCGCGUCUUUGCCUUUGGUACCUCCUCAGGCGGCACUCUAGCCCUUUGCUUGGGAUUCGGAGUCCCUCGGCCAGUAGCUGGGAUAUAUGACAUGUACGGGCCGUGCAACUUCUCGGACAGUUUCUGGACAACAAAGCUACCUCAUCUCAAGGUUCCUGCGGGCCUAACAGAGUCCUUUAUGAACAAAGUAUUUGAAGAAUAUCCGGUUCCUAUUACUGGGGGCGUCUCUCUCGAAGGCCAGUCUACUGGUCCGCCCGACUUUAAUGACCCACGACAAGCAUAUGCCUUGACGCGACUUGCGAAUGGUACUAUUUUAGAUGCCAUCUUCCCGUCUAAGGACUGGGAUAUGGUCGAUCCUGUUCGGAAUAUCGGCUCCUGCUUUCCGCCAACUUUCAUUGCGCAUGGAAUAGAGGAUUCGAAGGUACCUAUUGGUUUGAGUAGAGAGCUGUUCCGAAGAUUGAAGGAUCACGGCGUUCACUGUGAUAUGAAAGAGAUUCCGGGGGAAGAUCACACAUUCGCUGCUAAGAUGCAGGUUGGAUCUCAAACGUGGGAGCUGCAGCGUCUUGGGUUUGACUUUUUAGAACCGUUGAUGUAA
This is a messenger RNA of Penicillium mononematosum, 945 nucleotides long. RefSeq lists its product as uncharacterized. The transcript is spliced from 3 exons. Gene Ontology annotation, molecular function: serine-type peptidase activity. Lineage: Eukaryota; Fungi; Ascomycota; Eurotiomycetes; Eurotiales; Aspergillaceae. The record is from RefSeq and is a predicted model, not a curated record. The coding region runs from base 1 to 945 and encodes 314 amino acids. Gene Ontology annotation, biological process: proteolysis.